AUUGCUUUGAGAAAGAUGAUAAAUUUGGACUGUCGCUUUUUUUUUUUUUUGGAUGGGUUUAAGAAAUGGGGAUCCUAGGUAAAGACAAAAAAGGCUCCCCGUCGUCCUCGACAUCACCUUGCGCCAAUCUCAGAGCUGCUUACCACAACUGCUUCAACAGGUGGUAUUCGGAAAAGUUUGUAAAAGGUCAAUGGGACAAGGAGGAUUGUGUUUCUGAAUGGCGAAAAUACAAAGCUUGUCUCUCUGAACAUUUAGAAGAUAAACAUCUCAGUCGAUUCUUGGAAGCUGAUGAAGGGCCUUUGGAGCCUUCCAUUCCUGUUACCGAUGGAAAACGCUAGUAGUAAUUUUCAGUUGCAAUUAUGUUAUUAAAAAAAAAAAAAAAGUGUUUUUUAUUUAUGGUGAUGAAAACUAAAGGGGAUUUUUAUAAUGAAUAGGCGAUAGCUAUAACCAUAUCAUUAAAUUUUGUGUUUUGUUUUCUUGUUUAACAGAAAAAAGAUCAAUGUACCCUUUUCUCCUUUGUUAACACUUCUUUAUGGAAACAGUUGGUUGAAAUCAUUUAUAAUUUGACAAAUUCAUAUGUAUGAGUAAAGUGGUGUUUUGAGAACAAUUAUUGUUUUAUAGAGUAGACUAACAUACAAAUUAUUCGUCUCUAAAAUAAAAGCCACUCGUCACAAAAUGGAGAGCUUAUAUUUGUUCAUUUCUUUUUGAAUAGGCAACGUGCAAUCAUCCACUCUUCUCCAUUAUUGUAUCCAAACAUUUAUUCAAUAUAUAUAAAUAAUGUUUUCUAGUA
Molecule: messenger RNA, 790 nt
Organism: Ziziphus jujuba (common jujube)
Lineage: Eukaryota; Viridiplantae; Streptophyta; Magnoliopsida; Rosales; Rhamnaceae
Exons: 3
Coding region: 66-338 (90 amino acids)
Source: RefSeq, a predicted model, not a curated record